This is a messenger RNA of Chenopodium quinoa (quinoa), 1115 nucleotides long. Its product is annotated as cysteine-rich receptor-like protein kinase 25. The coding region runs from base 69 to 980 and encodes 303 amino acids. NCBI's taxonomy places the organism in Eukaryota, Viridiplantae, Streptophyta, Magnoliopsida, Caryophyllales, Amaranthaceae. The transcript has 2 exons. The record is from RefSeq and is a predicted model, not a curated record.
UUUUACAAUGAUGACCCUUCAAUAGUUAGUAUAAAAUUACUUAUCCAACUCACCUUAGAAGAUGUAUAAUGGCCUGGCAAAGCAUUAUUUCGUUUGCUCUCCUACUCUUCACAUCUCUUUCGUUCAUUUCUUUCAUAACCGCCACUCAUCCUGAAUUAAUAGGCUUGGAAUGUGACUACUCAAAGGGCAAUAAUUAUAUAGAAAAUAGCUCCUACCACUUAAACCUCUUGAGUGCCUUCUCUAAUCUUACUUACUUUUCCUCUUUCAAUACCUUUUCCAAUCUCACUGCAGGCUCAGAUGAGGAUGCCACAAACAAAGUUUAUGCCUUAUACGACUGUCGGCUUGAUCUCACCCUCCAGACAUGCCAGGAUUGCAUUGAAGACGCCACAAAGUUUCUUUUAAAGAUGUGCCCCUUGAAAGAGUCUAUGGCCGUAUAUGGGGAGUGCAUGUUACGCUAUGCAAACCGUCCAAUCUUUGCUAUGAUGGAGCUGAGGCCCUCGUUUAUUGAAUGUGUGAUUAGUACGCCUGAUGGAGGUGAAUUGAAUCGAACAGUUGAACCGAUCUUUACAAGGCUUAUAGAUGAAGUCACAUCGAGAAAUUCAGCUCAGUAUUUUGCUGUAGGAGAAGGGAGUUAUUUUGAAUAUCAAAAGGUGUAUUGUUUAGUGCAAUGUACUCCGGAUAUAAGUAGGGUGCAAUGCAAAGAGUGCUUAAUGAAUGCCUUGAAUUACACGCUUCAAUGUGCAAAUAGUAGUAGUGGGUUGGGAAGCUAUCACAAUGGACCAAGCUGCCAGACAAGAUAUGGAGUUUUUCCUUUCUUUGAUCUAUCCUCAUCAUCUCGUCAUCCAGUUCAACCUACGGCUUCUCCUCCCAUUUCGCCACAAUUAAGGACAAGCAAUAUCGGAGUUCAAAUCGAUCAAAAGCUUUCUUAUACUCUAUUUAUCAGUCUUUUAUUUACUAUUUGGACUUUGUUAAAAACGUGAUAGAUUCUAAGGAGUAAGGACGGAUGUACUAAGUUAUUCUUAGUCCCAUAAAAACUAUACUAAGGCCCUGUUCUCUUCACCUUAAAAAAAUAAUAUUAAGUAAAAAUAAUUUCAGUUCAAUAAAAAUAAGUUUAG